GCGAUUUCACUUGUUUAUUUUAUGAACAUAACCUCAAAAUGCACAUUAGAAUCAGAAACGUUAUUUGUAAUUGCAAUUUCACUGUAUUAAAAUUCAAGAUAAAUUCUCAGUUAAAACUCAUCUCGAAAGAAUGUAGCACACUGGUUAAGUUGGAGGAUUUGCAAUCGAGGUACUCCGAUGUGGACCAAGAACUUAUUCUCACAACUCUGAACACUGCAACGCCCGAACAUCUUUCACAACUGAGUGUCUCUCAGACGAGAAUAAAAACCUUGAAAAAUUGGCAGUCUGAACGGGGUCCGUUCAAAUCUCUCGCCGAUCUACUCAAAGUUCAAGGUUUUUGUCUUAAAACACUCGACAGGAUUUGCGCAAGUAUAGUCGCACGACGGCCACAAGAUGAAGUCUCGCACGUACCGUCGAAAGGUCGACGACAGUUUGUGAUCCCCCCGUUAAGUAAGCAGCACACUCAGAACUUCAGUAAAGCGGUGGGCUUAUAUCUCGGUCCGGUCGGCGUGAGCUGGGCGAGUUUGACCAAGAGUAACGAGUUACACGAGUGGGGCCAUUUUAAAUUUGCCGAAGUUACCAAGAAAAUGUUGCCGACGGAAACUUUCAGUUUGGCGCAAACAAUUUUGAAGAAGCUCCCUGUAGGCGAUAUGUACGUGUUCGAGGCCCCCAUGUACAUCGUUACACCCUUGGAUAACAAACAAACGAUGGUGCGUAAUGAGCAUUUAGAAUUGCUGUCGAUGUUACUGGCGCUCUUAAAUACGAGCGGGAAGCACAAUGCGCAACUAACCGAGGAGCUCGCCCCUAAUUGUGUAUAUUACUUACGUUCGAAUCUUUCCGCAAGAUUGUUCCGUACUUUGAUGGGUACCGAACGGGUGUCCACGACACCCGCCAUUAACUGUCUCUUGGACAUACUUCCCACGAGUCUUCCCAUGCCGAACAUCUCUGUGAGGAUUUUAAACGAACUGAAAGAGAGGUAUUUAGCUCAGAGCGCUAUUAAUCGAGAACUGUUGGGGCAGGCGUUAUUGCUUAUAGUUACAUUUAUGGAAAUUUGUGUACAUAAGAAUGUAGAGAGUUUGGCGGCAGUCACGCAGGGAAAAAGAAAAGUAAUAACAAAUCAAAGUUAAUCGAAGCAUUUUCAUUUCUACUUACGUACAUACAUUAAACCAAUCAAAGUUUCCCAUUGUUUCUUAAAAAGGGAAUUGUUGGCUCUACAGUCGAGAUAUUAAGUAUAUGUUCCGAUCUUGAUCCGGUUGAUUGAAAUAAUAAUAAUCAUAUUUAUUAUACCAUUAUUUGUGUGGGUACCCUUACGGUCGGUCAUUAAAAAAAAUAUUACAAACAAAUUACGAAGGUACAUUUAGAGACUAACAAA
Photinus pyralis (common eastern firefly) is the source of this 1372-nucleotide messenger RNA. RefSeq lists its product as uncharacterized. The transcript has 5 exons. NCBI's taxonomy places the organism in Eukaryota, Metazoa, Arthropoda, Insecta, Coleoptera, Lampyridae. Gene Ontology annotation, molecular function: DNA polymerase processivity factor activity. Gene Ontology annotation, biological process: transcription elongation by mitochondrial RNA polymerase; mitochondrial transcription. Gene Ontology annotation, cellular component: mitochondrial nucleoid. The record is from RefSeq and is a predicted model, not a curated record. Bases 39 to 1127 code for a protein of 362 amino acids.